Messenger RNA from Orbilia oligospora ATCC 24927, 2199 nucleotides. RefSeq lists its product as uncharacterized. Bases 1 to 2199 code for a protein of 732 amino acids. NCBI's taxonomy places the organism in Eukaryota, Fungi, Ascomycota, Orbiliomycetes, Orbiliales, Orbiliaceae. The record is from RefSeq and is a predicted model, not a curated record. The transcript is spliced from 2 exons.
AUGAAGGUCGAAGUCGAAGACCCACCACCAUACGAGGAAGCCGCUGGAAUCAAGCUCGACAUCUCCGAGCACGGUUCCAACAACUUUCUCGUCUCUGUGAUUCCCCCGCAUCAGCCGGAGAAGACGGACAAGGGUGACUUCAAACGGGCGCCACUCGACUUGUGUUGCGUUAUCGAUGUCUCCGGGUCCAUGGAAGAGAGCGCUCCCGCGCAGAGCGAAGAUGGGAAAACGAAGGAAGACACCGGAUUGACAAUUUUGGAUGUGGUUAAGCAUGCUAUGAAAACUAUCAUUGCGACUUUGAAUGAUGAUGAUAGGUUGGCUAUUGUUGCUUUUGAUACGAGGGCUGAGCUUAUCACAGACUUCCAGUACUCAACUGCGAGUGGGAAGAGUUCCCUAAACGGUAGUGUGGACCGUCUAGAGCCGAAGGCCUCCACAAAUCUCUGGGAUGGCUUGAAAAUGGGCAUGAACCUUCUUCAUGAUCUCCAACAUAAAUCCGAGGCCUCCGGGUCCUCGACCACGGCAAAGAAGGCAAACAAUCGUCUUGCCAGUUUGUUCAUUUUGACAGACGGCCAGCCAAAUGUUAACCCUCCUCGUGGCCAUAUCCCCAUGCUCCAGCAAUGGCUAGAGUCUCACCCGGAUACCCGAUUUGCCAUCAACGGCUUCGGAUUCGGGUAUGACUUGGACUCUUCGUUGAUGUCUGAUAUCGCCAGAACUGGAGGUGGCCAUUAUGGUUUUAUUGCUGAUGCCGGAAUGGUUGGCACUGUUUUCGUACAUGCCUUGGCAAAUCUCUUUUCAACAUAUGCCACUACCUGCCAUCUCAACGUCGAGGUGCCGGACGGUGCGAAGGUCAAGAAGCCUCGCGGUGAAUUCCCAUUCACUGAAUCAUCAUGGGGCGCAAAGAUUGACAUUGGCGACAUCCAAUAUGGACAAUCUCGAGACUUUAUCAUUGAAAUCGAUGGUCUUUCGGAACCUAAGCCUGAAGAUAUAAUCGUCACACUUGUGGCCAAGCCAUGGGAGUCUGAGGAUGUUGUAAACCAUGCGGUCACAAUCACCACAUCUCCAGAGCCAACUGAUACAAGCAGGGAUUACGAAUAUCAUCUACAUCGUCUAAAUUUCGUCACAACGGUCUAUGCCCUCGCGAAGGAUGCCUACAAGAAGGUCGGCCAAGAUCUAACUGAUGCCCUCAAAGAAGUUCAAGCAACCUUUGAGGAACAAUCGAAAACGAUCAAAGAGAAUCUAGGAGAUCAUCCCGCAGCUGAACCCCUCGGUACAGAUAUCGGUGGUGAAGGUCUUCUGGCUGUAGCCCCAGAUGGUACAGCCUGGAAAAAAUGGGGAAGACAUUACUUCCCCUCGCUUGCUCGGGCUCAUCAAAUGCAGCGCUGUAAUAACUUCAAAGACCCGGGUCUACAGGUAUACGGCAAGGACUCGCCGCUUUUCAUCAAAUCUCGAGACUUUGCAGACGCGGAAUUCGAUAAAUUACCACCUCCAACACCAAGCUCUACACCAAUGCCUGACUUCUCAAAUUUUGGUCGUGGUGGCGGAGGUGCUUUCGCCUCAGCCCCGAGGGUAGCCUUGUCCAGCAUGUCUCGGUAUAACGUCAGAGGUGGAGUAUGUUUUACCGGUGAUUCGCCUGUUACCCUCGUAGAUGGCACCAAAGUCCGAAUUGACACUUUAAGACGAGGAAGCAUUAUCAUGACCGGCCGAGGAGCUGGAGAAGUCAGUGCUAUCGUCAAGACAAGAAUUUCUGGAACAACAGAUAUCUGCACGAUUGGAGAUAUGAAGGUCACACCCUGGCACCCAAUACACUAUGACGGGGCUUGGAGGUUCCCAAGUGAUAUUUUACAGCCGGAGGAAGUUGAAUGCGAAGCGGUAUACUCCGUUCUCAUGAUGCCAAGUCCAUAUGUCGAGGAUCACUCGAUGUAUGUUGAUGCCAUUAGGGUGGCAACAUUGGGACAUGGAUUGGUAAAUACGGAGAAUGUUGAGAAUGAUGUGAGGAAUCAUGAGUUCUUUGGAAACUAUUCAGCAGUAUUUGACGGCUUGAGGGAGUUGAAGGGGUUCUAUGAGGAUGGGGUUUGUGAAUGCGAGGGUGUUUUGAGGGAUGCAGAGACUGGAUUGAUCAAGGGAUUCGCCAAAUCAGCCGAGAAGAGGGAAACCUUGGUUGAUAUGGUUCUCGGACAGCCCGUCCGUGUCCAUUCUUAG